Neurospora tetrasperma FGSC 2508 is the source of this 3573-nucleotide messenger RNA. RefSeq lists its product as uncharacterized. Gene Ontology annotation, molecular function: potassium ion transmembrane transporter activity. NCBI's taxonomy places the organism in Eukaryota, Fungi, Ascomycota, Sordariomycetes, Sordariales, Sordariaceae. Bases 1 to 3573 code for a protein of 1190 amino acids. Gene Ontology annotation, cellular component: plasma membrane. The record is from RefSeq and is a predicted model, not a curated record. The transcript has 3 exons. Gene Ontology annotation, biological process: potassium ion transmembrane transport.
AUGGGGUUUUUUGAUUUGUUCCGGCGAAAGGUGACUGUCCAACCGGAACAAAAGUGGGAUUUUAUCAGUCUUAAUGACUUCAAAUCCACAUCAGUCUUCACCCCUUUAGCGUACGCUUACCUAUGGGUUUCCAUCUUUAUCUCGUGCGCCGUCUACAUCGUCGAUAUUUUCACCAUGGUUCAACUGUUGGCUUUCCAGAAAUGGUCUUCUCAGGUUCAACCAACCUCACUCAUUCCUAUCGUCGUAUCAAAGUGGAUUUUCACCAUCUGCAUUAUCCUUUCUGCGGUCAACCUCAUAUACGAGCAUAUUCGUGCCAACCGAGCUAUGCGCAGCGGAAGUGUCGCCGAAUCCUUCCUUGAUCACCUGGCCGCGAAACUCGAGAGUUUGCGAAUUUUUGGCGGAAAAGGAUGGAAGCGGUUCCUGGUUUUCGCCGCGUUGACCGAGAGUAAAAAGGGUGCUGAGUAUAUUGCACUGUUCUGCUACUUCAACUUUCAAUCAUGGAUCCGUGUCCUUUUCUGUUCUGGACCUCGACAGGUUGUCAACGCAUUCACCCUAUACUCUUUUUACAACAGUAACCUCAGAGUAGAUGGGCAGGAUUUUGGAACCUCAAUGAUGGAUUUCUUCAGAAAAAUCGAGGCUUUUGCUGAGAACGACUACCGCCAAGCUGCUACUCUAUCCGGCAUGUGCUUUACACUGCUCAUCUGGAUCUUCUCAUUCCUACAAUUGCUGCUCUCCGGAGUCCUCUUCGUCUGCUUCUUGUGGUGUUAUAUCCCUCGUGCGGAUGGCGGCUUGACUGGAUUCUGCGAGCGCAAGGUCAACAAGCGCUUAAAGCAGAUUGUGUCGGCCAAGAUCAACGCGGCAAUGGCCGAGGAGGAAGAAAAGAGGAAGAAGGCGCAAAUGAAAGCGGCCAAGAAGAAGGGCGAGGAUAGGCCGAUGACAAUGAAGGCGACACUACCGAAUGUCGGCGCUAGCAUUGAAAGCAGAACCGAGAAGUUGCCCGAUAUGCCAUCGCUCAGCAGGCAAGAUACGAUGGCUACACUUCCGGCCUACACCUCUCGACCCUCUACCCCGGGAGGCUACGAGCUUGGGUCGAUUGAAAAGCGACCGAUGCCGCCAUCCCGUGCAGGAACCUUUGCGACGCAAUUCUCUGGCGCCUCCAGUACGUCACUCAUCGGGGCAGCCGCCGAGCCCGCUAGGCAGCGCGCCAAUGAUGCUCCUACUGUUCCCAAGAUCGAUAUGUAUAAUAUCCCACCGACAAGAACAGCAACUAUGCUUUCACAGAGCAGCUAUGGAACUGCGUCGCAGUCGAACUUCGAACCGCGUCCUCUUGGUAGGGCCGCUACUGGGCUGUCUAACUACGAUACUGCGUCGUCGCAGUCAGAAUUUCAACCUCGUCCCCCUAUUAGAACGGCUACUGGGAUAUCCAACGUCAGUUCUGUGCCUUCACAGCAACCGAGCUUUCAGCCACGGCCACUUACAAGAGCUGCGACUGGCAUGUCCAACAUGGGUCCUGGGCCUCAGUCGCAGUUCCAGCCGAACCAACCUCGUCCUCUUACUCGGGCUGCGACUGGGCUGUCUAACACGAGUGCUGGACCCCAGUCCCAAGCGGACUAUCAGCCUCCUAGGGCUGGAACAGUUCCGCCUCAGAACAACUUUAGACCUGGCAUGCAACAGCCACCUCCUCCCAGGGCUGGAACAGCCCCUCCGAGAAAUGAAUUCGGGCCUCCAAUGCAACAGCCAAAUUCCACGUUUGGACCUGGCUACACUGAUAGUCCCGCGACUUACUCGACCGCAACGAUGCCCGCUUUCCAGCUACCCGCUAGGGCGCCAACUGCUCCUGCGAUGAGCUAUUCUAACAACAACUACAGGGGCGCCGAGCCGAGACCGAUUGAGCGUGCGUAUACUGGUAACGCCGGAAACCAAAGUCAUUACGACAACUUCUCGGCAGGUAGCCAAGUACCUCAAACCAACAACCCCUAUGGUGGUUUUAGUGGCCACAUGUCGAACGGGUACGAUCAGGAUGGCUACGGUGGUGGUUACGGCCAGGAUAUUUAUAGGCAGGACAAUUACGGACAACAACAAGGUUAUAUGUAUGAUGAUAACGGCCAUGACAACUACGGGCACGAUGGCUAUGGGUAUCCAGCGCAGAACAACUCACAGAUGCCUCCAAGGCUGGGAAGCGCUCCACCACCACAGACGCAACCAGGAUACCAACCGUACAUUCCCCAGAGGACCAUGACCGCUCCGCCGGAGGGGCAGCCCUACUAUCACCAUCAGCAGAAACCUAGCAAGAGUUCUCUGAGUAGUGUGGCUGAAGUACCAGCUGAAUUGCCGGUCGAAACCUCGAGUGGACAGCUGCCCCCCGCCAGAGCAGGAAGUGUCACCUCAGAUUAUCUCGAGUACAUGAUGGACGGCUCGCCUAGCUCGAGGAAGACGGAUGCUCCUCCCAAGACGAGAAAUGGAAGUGUAAGCAGCCAGGGCAGUAGUGGUGCUGCCAAUCAGGAAACCAGGAGUAGCGGGACGCACUCUAGGCAAGGAAGCGCCGGUAGUGUUUCCAAGGCUGCUAGUGCUGUCAGUAAUAGCACAAGCAGCAGCAGGAAAGGGAGCGUGGCUUCUUCCGUCAGCAGUAGCAGCAGUUCUCAUCAGAGGCAAGGUAGUGUCGGCAGCGUUGCAUCUACUGCUUCUUCUCGUCGAGAUCCGGAGACUACUACUGCUCAUGCCAGGCAAGCCAGCAACGAUAGCGUCGCUGCUACCCCAACUCCCGCCAGCCGUGAGGAUUACUUGGCCAACAACACCCUUGUUCGACAAGCAAGUAACGAUGCUGCUUCCAGUGAUCACCUCGGUGGUAACAGCGAUAAUGAUGUCAGGCCAGAGAGCAGCGCCAGCAACAGCCGCGCUACGGCACCUCAGCAGCAGGAGGAAGAUGAAGAGGACGAUUACUUCGGCGGCAUCAACCGCGCUCUCUCUCAGGACCAGCAACAGCGCCAGCAGCCCGCCUCUUCUGACCGCGAAGUCGACAACGACGGCGAAGAUCUUUUCGGCCCCACUACCUUCGGCAACACCUUUAUGCGGACCAACACGGCUCCCAUUGCUUUAGACAGCAACAGUAGUGAUGGUGAUAUCAGACCGAUAGCAAGGACGGCUACUGCUCCUCCUUUCCUUCAGCAUCAACAACAACCGCAACAGCAGCAGCAGCAGCAGCAGCAGCAGCAGCAGCAGCAGCACCAAAAGCAGGAUGAGGAUGAGGACUAUUUCAGCCAACCGAGCUACCAAUCGAGCUAUCAACCGAGCUACAACAAUUACAACAACAAUAACGUCAAUAACUACGACCAAAGCAACAACACUAUCAAUAUCAACAACAAUAAUAGCAACUACCACAACAAUAACGGGUGGAACGAGGACAUCGAGCGAGGAGAAAGGAUCAUGGACAUGAGGCAGAAUCAGAUACCCCACAACAAUGGAGGAGGAAACGGAGAAAACGGACGAUAUGCCGGAGGGGGGUAUGGAGGACAAGGAAGGGGAGGAGGAGAUUAUGACUAUGACGGUAGUGGUUACGGUGGUGGCAGAUGGUAG